Messenger RNA from Mycena citricolor, 4006 nucleotides. The record is from the annotation of a GenBank genome assembly. NCBI's taxonomy places the organism in Eukaryota, Fungi, Basidiomycota, Agaricomycetes, Agaricales, Mycenaceae.
GCUUGAUUCAAACACCCCCAUCGUUAGCCAGACCUUCAUUCAGCUGAAAUAGUUCAACGCGAUUCUGAACAUGAAGCAGCGCCAGAGUCAUGCACGUCAAGCCAAGGGCAGUCUUCGGUAUUCACGCCUGAGCUGAUGGCGAAGAGGACAGAGAAACACCUCGACGAACUAGAGGUCGGUCAGAUCGGUACUGGAAACUAUGCAUUGAAGUCGUUAGCGCACGAAUUAUGUCGAAUCUUCCAUGCCCGAUGACGGCGAAGAAGCUGCUACUACGGUCCAUACAAAAGGCCGGGCAAGACAGCUCAUCUCCGAGAAACGAACCCGCGACAUCGCCGGACUCGGCAAGAGAAACAGAAAGAAGUCGUCUAUGAAUGUUCGCAGUGCGCUUCUCUACCGAAAAACAUUCGCUACGCUCCUCGACGAAGCCCAUCUCCCCGACUCCGGGCCGUCGUACAUCACGGCAGCUGCACCUCCACCGGCAUAUCCUCCGCGGUUGUUAUGCUCCGUGUGCGGGUACUGGGGAAAAUAUAAAUGCCAGCGGUGUGCUUUGCCAUACUGUGAUCUCAAUUGUGAAGGUGUGCAUCUGGAAACACGCUGCGAAAGAAGGUUGAUAGCGUGAAGAGCGAACAGAAAUGCUCAUCCUCCUAGGGUGUUUCCGACUGGGUGCUUGUUCUAGAUGUCUCGGUGUCUGCCUCCGCAUAUAACAUCUCAUGACAUGUCUGAAUUCGGGUCCGACCAUGCAGACCAGUCGGGUUGCCAAUGUUCGGUAUUCUGCCUUUUGUGGACUAGUGCAAACACUCAUUGGACCCUCACCCACGUGGAGGUCCAUCACCGACUCGACACAGAAUCCGAGGCCAUCCGCGUAGCUGGUGUUGCUGGGACAGCUGUUCAUUUAGCGGUUAUAUCCCGCGACAUAGAGCCUCGGUCGUUUCUUGAUUACUUCGUCAACCAUGGAGCUCCCUGGCUUCUGGAGUCGAGACUCGAGAGCGAGGACGGUGGCGAACCGGGUCUAGGACGAUGCAACAGAGGCGAGACAACUCCCAAUGUUGCGGAUGCAUCAAGAGCCGCGCAUAUGCAGAUAUUGCUUCGGGACUGUUGUCUCGGGAGGCGACUUAAUUAUGGUUCGGCCAAUGCCGGCAUAAAGGAUAAAGCUUGGCAAGUCCCAUCGCGCAUCACGUCGGCAAGGAAACCACUCCAAAUGGGCAUAGAUCGCAAGCAGCACUCCAGCACUCGACUCCGAGGAGCCCAGGCUCUCCAACCCAGGAGAAAGUACAAAUUGGCAACGUCGAAGCAGCCGUUUGUGCGGCCAUCGUCAGUUGCAAAUGCCUUGAAACAGGAGACAGGACGACAAUUUCGAACGUCAUCAUCUCCCGUAAGAGUUUGAUGAAGUUCCCUCCGCGCCGGAACUUUUCUAUGCUGACCGCUUGCGGUCAUUCUUUCCUUCGUCCUUCUUACGUUCUUAACUGCACGCGCUUGCUGUGUUUUCCCAGGCAUAUUGCCUUUCCCUCCCUCCUUAGUUAUCACCUUCGUUUGAGAAUCGCAGUGCGGUGCCCUCAUCCUCUUGUUACCCGCACACAUACAUGGACCCCGAUUUCAAGUUUCCAGCGCGACCGAUACCUCGCGCAAUCCCCCGUCCUCCUCCCAGCAAGCCUGUCGAGCCCGAGAGCAGGCAGUCUAAUGCUCUGCGCGCUUCUGUUCUCGACGUUGCCCUUGAACUAGGUUUCGGCACGAAUGGUACUAUCUCUAACUGGAUGUUCAACAAUGCAGUGGACGAGGAAGUCGAGGAGGAGCCUGAAGAUGAUGUCGCGCCGAAAGAGUCCUCUUCCCCUGGUUUCGACGACUACAUUACAUACUCGACACCUCCGACGUCCACCGAAUCUGGCUUUGACGCGGUCCAGACCCGAGGCGAAGUUUCGCCCACAGCGCAACAGCAACCUCAGGUCCAUUUUCCUCCCUUGCAAAUCCCUCCCACUUCCACACCGAAGAAGAAGCUUCGCAAACCGCGUCCGGACGGGUAUGAAAGUGAUGGAGGCUAUAUGAGUGAUGGAGGCAAGAAGGCGCGUGCGCGCACCAAAUCUAAGCCGACAGAUCCCGGGGUCGCAUUCCCCUUUGGUGAACCCACCGAACCGGUGCCGGCUCCUAAGGAGGAACAGCGGCGAUGGAGGAAAAAAAGCAGCAACAAGAAGGAGAAAGAUACUGGUGCCGAGACAGACGUGGAAGAGAGUGGGAAGAAAGUCAAAUCGCCGCCGAAGUCGAAGAAGAGCAAAAAGGUCUCUGGCGAUGCGGGUUACGAAACAGACGACGGGUACAUUUCAGCCAGCGGCAAGAAAGCAAAACGCAAGUUCUUUUCUUUGCGCCGGAAAGCAGAGUCGCCAACUGAGGAGACUGUUGUUGAAUACAUCCCUCCCGUUCCUGAACUCGCCCACUUCCCCCUUCCCAUUGCGUCCAGAUUCGCCACCUCCAGUGUCGAUCUGCCGAGUGCUAGCGCAUCUACCAUCCGAGCAGAAACUCCGAUCGCCCCACCGACGCGACCGUUUGCGUCGAGUGCAGCCUCGUCGUCUGUAUCUCUAAUUUCGUCGUCAAAUUCCGGACAUUCUCCCCUCACGCCAGACGACACCUUUGGUUUGCGAGCGCUUCAUCCUGGGAUCCCGAAUCCAUUUUCCGAUGCUGAGAGCUUGUACGGUGGGCAUCACCCGGACAAGAGUGUCGCAUCCACUAUCUCCCCCUUCCCAUCCGCAUCAACGCAAGGCCCGCUGUCGGCCCAAGGGAUGUCGUCUCCUCUUUCUGGGCGGCCGAUAUUACGGCCCAUCCACACUGCCAGCCCAUUGCAUCUCAUGACAGAUGGCGCCGGGCCAGCCCCGUCGCGAUCGGCGUCGCCGAUGGGGUCGCCGUUUGUGAUGCUGACACCGAUCAAUACGAAUCUCCCCGCUUCGCCGCGACCGCGGGACCGUCCUCUGUCGCCAUCUCCGUCCGAGAUCAUCCCCUCGAGCGACUACAUUGUCCCGUCCCGGUCGACAUCGCCGCUUCCGUCUCCGAAUGUGCUGGCCUACUACGACGUCCCGCCACCCAGCCCGCCACCCACCGGCCCGCUGCCCCGGAUUCCGCGAGGCGCCCCGCCGUCGGCGCAUCGGGAUCCCGCGCUGGGCGUCGCCCGCCUGCGCAGCAUGAGUCAAGACCGGACUCGGGCUCGCAGUCGGAGCCCGAAUCCGGGCAAUAACCUGGCUGCCUCGAGUCCCGAUCAGGCUCGCCCGGUCUCCCCCGGUGGGCUUCCGCUUGGUCCCGGGGUCCAGCGUGGUCGCGCAUCUCCGUUUCCGACGCAGCCGCUUCCCCGGCAAAAGGUCGAUCUGGCCAACCGAUCGCGCGCUGAUGUGUAUCGGGAUCUCUAUGAUAAACGGAGAGAUGCUGAUGAGGACGACGACGACGACGAAGUGGGCAUCCGAGUUGAGCAAUGGGACAGCGACGAGGAAACGGGGGGACACGACGCCAUCUUCGGCGUCAUGGACCGAUUCCGCGACACCCAUGAAAGCCCGUCGCCCUCUCCCGGCUCGGCCCUGGAGAGGAAGGACUCGGGGGCCCUGCGACCGGGAAUAGGCAAGCCAUCACAACGCAUUCGGUUCGCCCCGCCGCCGAUGGCACCUCCCGAGGAGGACGAUGACCAAGCUUCGAGGUAUCCGGAUGACGAGUCGAAUGCGGGCGGAUACAACCGCGACACGGUCUACAGCAGCUACAGUCGCGCAAGUUUUAUGGACACGGACCGGAGCCAGAGUGUCCGAGGGAAGCUCAUCGAGCACGUGGGUCUGAUGUACGAGGACAACGGGCGAGAGCGGUCCCAGGCGAUUCCUCCAGUCCCCAAACUCCCUCCCGACCUCGUCGCUGGAGGCAACCGAUUUUGAUAUUAUCUAGGUUUUUUUUUUUUGCGCGUGUGAUGUCUGUACUUUUUUUUCGAUUCAUUGCGCCCUAGAUGGCCAUUCCCCGAUUCAUCAAUAAAAGUGAUCCAGGCUUGCAA